Messenger RNA from Salvelinus namaycush (lake trout), 1292 nucleotides. Its product is annotated as thioredoxin domain-containing protein 17-like. Gene Ontology annotation, molecular function: protein-disulfide reductase [NAD(P)H] activity. The record is from RefSeq and is a predicted model, not a curated record. The transcript is spliced from 4 exons. Bases 247 to 618 code for a protein of 123 amino acids. Gene Ontology annotation, cellular component: cytosol. NCBI's taxonomy places the organism in Eukaryota, Metazoa, Chordata, Actinopteri, Salmoniformes, Salmonidae.
UUCGACACUCUCAUUGACCUCCAUACAAAACUCCUCACUUUGUGGGCAAAAAUGCCACCUGAUGGACGGAGACAGAUUUCCCUCCGAGUUGGGCCUCUCUCUUUACCUCUUACUCUCUACUUGUAGUAUUUUAGAAGCGAUCAUGGGGCGAAGAGUCCAUGUCGUAUUUGUUAUUGCAUGAAAUGCUUCAUACCUGCUUGCCUAGCAUACGAUAAUUGAUAAUACUGCUACUUAUUCUAUUUCAUCAUGUCUCACUACGAAGAAGUAAAGGUCCAUGGUUAUGAUGAAUUUUGCAAAGCAGUGUCUGAGAGGAAAGGAAAGAACAUAUUUGCAUAUUUCUCUGGUGAUAAAGACGCUCAAGGGUUGAGCUGGUGUCCAGAUUGUGUGAAAGCUGAGCCAGUUGUUAGAGGAGAGAUGUCCCACCUUCCUGAGGGCUCAGUCUUCUUCUACUGUCAGGUUGGAGAGAGGCCAUAUUGGAAGGAUCCCAAUAAUGAAUUCAAGAAGACUCUGAAGCUCAGUGGAGUUCCCACUCUGAUCCGAUAUGGCACGCCUCAGAAGCUGGUUGAGGAGGAGUGCUUCAAAGCUGACCUGGUGAGGAUGAUGUUCACUGAGGACUAGAGGGCUACAGAGGACCACACUCACCCUGCACUUGGUCAUCUUCCAUUUCCCUCUCUCCUGAGAUCCAGUCCCAGCCCAAUCACCUUUUCACUACACUUGAUUGAAUUGAAAUGAUUGUUUCUUUGGAAUUCAAAUACACACUCCUCUCCCUGUGAGUCAGUGUUAAUCAGUGAAUGUGUUGCUAUUCUUACAUGGAAAUAAAAAGCAACUAUAACAUAACCAGAGGCCUUGGUAGAGCUAGCUGACUGCUUUUAGAACUUGAUGUUUAAUUUAGUAAAUUAAAUAGAAGAGUUAUAAUAACAUAGCCCACUUUUGACAAAUAAAUUAGAUUCCCAUAAGUGGUAGGCAGCCUACUCCUAGAAUGUGUUGGGCCAGACAAAGUGUGUCAAAUGAAUUGAAUCUCAUCAAUUGAUGAUUCUUGUUUCUUACUUACGGCAGUAAUCUAUAGAGUGAGGAUAUAAACUGAAGCAUUACCUAGUAUACUGUGAUUGUCAUGUUAUAGUGAAUAACUUAGUCAAAUGAAAAGAAAUGAUGGCUGGAUGAAAACAUUGUAAUGUGUAAAAUGAAGUUUGUCUAUAGUGCAGUUCACUUUGUGAGAAGCUAGGUGGCUCCCUCAGCCUGUCUAAAUAUAUUAGGCCUAAUAUGUCUUAUAAUAAAAAUAAUUUUAAAAAUCA